Molecule: messenger RNA, 324 nt
Organism: Didymodactylos carnosus
Lineage: Eukaryota; Metazoa; Rotifera; Eurotatoria; Philodinida; Philodinidae
Source: the annotation of a GenBank genome assembly
AUGGGUCUGCUUAGUUUAUUAAGAAAACUACGUUCGAAUCCUCAAGAUGAAUUGAGAAUUUUAUUACUUGGUUUAGACAACGCUGGAAAAGAAUUAUCUGAACUAUUAGAAGAAGAAAAAUUGGUGAAUGUACCAUUACUUGUAUUUGCUAAUAAACAAGAUUUAUUAAAUGCUGCAACAUCCUCUGAGAUUACAGAUGGAUUAGCAUUACAUACAAUACGAGAUAGAUCAUGGCAAAUUCAAGGAUGUUCUGCAUAUACACAAGAAGGUGUAAAGGAUGGUUUAGAAUGGGUAUCUAAAACAGUCAAAUCAACAAGGAAGUAA